Messenger RNA from Carya illinoinensis, 723 nucleotides. RefSeq lists its product as uncharacterized. The record is from RefSeq and is a predicted model, not a curated record. NCBI's taxonomy places the organism in Eukaryota, Viridiplantae, Streptophyta, Magnoliopsida, Fagales, Juglandaceae. Bases 1 to 723 code for a protein of 240 amino acids. The transcript is spliced from 3 exons.
AUGGAAGAAGGAAGGGGCUUCGAGUCUUCGAGGUUCUUCCAAAAUCGAAACACAGAAAGGGAAGGAAAGGGAAACACAAAGAUUGAGGAAGGAAGGGGCUUUGGGGUCUUUGAGGUUCUUCCAAAAUCGAAACACAGAGAGGAAAGGAAGGAGAAACAUAGAAAUGGAGGUAGGAAGGGACUUCGGCUUCGAUGGUCUUCAAAAGUUGAAAUUCAGAGAGGGAAGGAAGGGGAAACACAUGGACUUCAUGUCUUCAGAAUCAGAGAGAAGGAGGAGGAAAAGGUUGAAUAUUUUGUUAGACUGAAUCUAAUAAAGAUAAUUUCUAACAAGUGGUAUCUAGAGCCUAGGUCGAUGGGGACAAUGAGGUUUGACAUAGAAAAAUUCACAGGGGAUAAUGACUUUGGGUUAUGGAGAAUAAAGAUGAGGGCACUCCUAGUCCAACAUGGACUUCAGGAUGCCCUCUUGGGUGAAAGGAAGAAGGGUUCUUCCUUGAAAGGGGAAGAUAGGGAGACUGUCAAAGAAGACAUUCUCCAGAAAGCCCACAGUGCCCUAAUCCUAUCUCUUGGGGAUAAAGUCCUGAGAGAGGUGGCCACUGAGGACACUGCUGCAGGAAUAUGGUUGAAACUAGAGAAUUUGUAUAUGACAAAAUCUCUAGCCAACAGGCUCCACAAGAAAACCAAACUUUAUACUUUUAAAAUGAACCCUGGGACUCAAAUAGGAUAG